Saccostrea cuccullata (small rock oyster) is the source of this 1805-nucleotide messenger RNA. Its product is annotated as scavenger receptor class F member 1-like. The record is from RefSeq and is a predicted model, not a curated record. Gene Ontology annotation, molecular function: scavenger receptor activity. NCBI's taxonomy places the organism in Eukaryota, Metazoa, Mollusca, Bivalvia, Ostreida, Ostreidae. The coding region runs from base 67 to 1371 and encodes 434 amino acids. The transcript is spliced from 8 exons.
AAAUUAUUCUGUUUAUAUAUGAACGUGCUUCUUCCUUUUUACGGCAGCAUUUCAUGACGAUCAAAGAUGUGUAAUCCGUUUAUUCAUUUUAUUUGGAUUAAUAUUCUUUACCAUGUUUCGUGUAAUAAUCAGCUUGUAAGACCCGGAUUUACCAGGGCAAACAGUAGUUCUGUUGCAUUUAAUGGAUACCCAUCGAAGACAGUUGAUGGAAACAACAGACAAAAUCACUAUACAUUCUGCAUGUUUACGGCUGCUGGUCACAGAGAGGCCUGGCUUAGGAUUGACCUUAGAAAGAUCUACAACAUCCAUUCUGUCAAGUUCUGGUAUAUAAAUGACUCCAGACUACCAGGGUAUGAUACCAGAAGAAUACAAGGAUUUAGCAUUCGUCUCUCAAACAAAACUCAGACUGACCGGCAGGACAUUUGUUAUCAGGAUGAUGGAAAGACAACUCUGCCUCCAAUUAUAGAACAACAAUGUAAAGGAGUAGCCCAGUUUGUUUGGAUUUACACAAAUAAAACGUUUUCUGAUGUCGCAUUCCUUGGAAUAUGUGAAGUGCAGGUUUAUGGUUGUUCAUACCAGGACAGUGAUGGAAAUUGUAUUCCUUGUGACCAGUGUAAGAAUGAUUGCAAUAUACACGGGGAGUGUGAUGGAAUGGGUUGUAAAAGUGAACAUUUUCUUCCUCCAUUCUGUAAAGCAUGCAGGAAGGGCUUUUACGGAAGAAAUUGUAGUCGUUUAUGUGGACAUUGCGCGGAAAAUUUAGGCUGUGAUCAAGUGAAUGGCUCCUGCUCUGCUGGACGAUGUGAAUCAGGAUGGAGUUAUGCACUUGGAGACAAAUGCAAUAAAGAAUGCCCCAAUGGGGUAUAUGGUGAAGGUUGUCAAGAGCAGUGUGGAAAAUGUGAAGGUGACAGAUCAUGUCAUCACAUUAAUGGAUCCUGUCCCGGACUUUGUGAACCCGGAUAUCUAGGAGAGAGAUGCCAAAAUGUAUGUAACAAGGGGUUUUAUGGCAAAGGAUGCCUGGAAAAGUGUGGUCACUGUGAUAACGACCAAUGUCAUCACAUCAACGGAUCCUGUUCCGGUCUUUGUAAAUCUGGAUAUCAAGGAUAUAAAUGCGACAGAACAUGCAACCCUGAUUGGUAUGGCAGAGAAUGUAAAGAAAAAUGCGGUUAUUGCAGACAUGAAAGCCCGUGCCAUCCCGUGACCGGAUCUUGUUCAGGAUUAUGUGAACCAGGAUAUUCAGGAGAUAAAUGCGCGUUUUCUGAACAACUGGCAAAUCAAAGAGAAAUGAUUAAGUUAAUGAGGGACUUACUGUCAUAUAAAAGACGCAAAGUUGAACUGAAAGAAAAUGGCACUUCUCCCACUGAUUUGAAAUGAGGGAACUAUUUUUGGAAAAAAGGAAAACCAAUAAAACAUUGGAAUCUUCAAAUAAAGUAUAGUUUUCAUUGCACCCUAUCUCUUCUUGGAUGUUUUAGAGGCUGCUCCUAACUUAUAUUCUAUUGACUUCGAGAUUGAUUACAGUUAUUUUUCCCCAAACUUCGAUCAUGAGUACAUGUACACAUAUUUGCUUAUACAUGUACCGUUAAUUUAUCCUUUGAAUCCAACUAUAUUAUUUGGUAUGUUUUUCUUGUCAUAGAAUAUAAUAGAAAAUAGAAAUCAAUGAAGAUAUGUAUCAAAAUAUUAAGUUGAAAUGUUCUGUACUCUGUUUGCAUUCUACUUUAUAAGUUUAUUUUGUUAUAUCAAUGUUGUUGUAUAUAAUUUUGAUUUCACAAUCAAUUUGAAUUUUUUGUCUAUUUCAAAUAAAGAAAGUU